Messenger RNA from Populus nigra (black poplar), 1425 nucleotides. RefSeq lists its product as uncharacterized. The transcript is spliced from 11 exons. The record is from RefSeq and is a predicted model, not a curated record. The coding region runs from base 207 to 1181 and encodes 324 amino acids. Gene Ontology annotation, cellular component: VCP-NPL4-UFD1 AAA ATPase complex. Gene Ontology annotation, molecular function: polyubiquitin modification-dependent protein binding. Lineage: Eukaryota; Viridiplantae; Streptophyta; Magnoliopsida; Malpighiales; Salicaceae.
UUUUCACCUUCAAAAUCAUCAUUCACUCCCUUGUUACGCAAUCCUUAAGAAUUCCACCCCUACUCUCCAAAUCCAAUUCUCAAAAGAAAUUCCUAUCCCUCGUCAACCAGUUAUCUUGUCCUCUAAUCCAACCACAGCCGAAUUUAAGGGAGCGUGAAGUUUGAUUGAUUGUUUUGUCGGUCUAUUUAUUCCACUCAAAGUACAAGAUGCAGUUUUUCGAUGGAUAUGGAUACCACGGGACAUCGUUUGAGCAGACAUAUCGAUGUUACCCUGCUUCAUUUAUUGAAAAGCCACAAAUUGAGAGUGGUGAUAAAAUUAUAAUGCCUCCCUCAGCUCUUGACCGUCUUGCAUCCCUGCAUAUCGAUUAUCCAAUGUUGUUUGAGCUUCAGAAUGAUGCUGCUGAGCGGGUUUCUCACUGUGGAGUUCUGGAGUUUAUUGCAGAGGAAGGCAUGAUUUAUAUGCCAUACUGGAUGAUGGAGAACCUGCUUCUACAAGAGGGAGAUACAGUGCGAGUGAAAAAUGUUACUCUUCCAAAGGGGAAAUAUGUUAAAUUGCAGCCUCACACAAAGGACUUUUUGGAUAUAUCCAACCCAAAAGCUAUCUUAGAGACAACAUUAAGGAAUUAUUCCUGCUUAACCACCGGGGAUAGUAUUAUGGUGGCCUAUAACAACAAGAAAUACUACAUAGAUAUCAUAGAAACAAAACCUUCAAAUGCAAUAAGUAUCAUUGAGACAGACUGUGAAGUGGACUUUGCACCUCCCCUAGAUUACAAGGAGCCUGAAAAGCCUGUUGCAUCUGUUCCUCCAAGCAAGGCAACCUCCCAAGCUGAAGAGGUUCCAGCUGAGACUGAACCAAAAUUUAAUCCCUUUACAGGAGCAGGAAGACGCUUGGAUGGGAAACCUUUGAGCUAUCAGCCCCCACCAGCAUCGUCUUCAUCAGUGUCUAAAGACAAGCAACCUGCUGUUGCCGAUGGCAGUAGGCAGCCAUCUCUGGGGUCUAGCUCACAAAAUACUGCACGCAAGUCUCAGGGAAAGCUUGUGUUCGGAUCCAAUACAGGUCGCACUCCUAAGGAAACACAGAGGGAGGAAUCUGGAAAAGAGACCAAGCAAGAGCAGCCUGAAAAGAAAGAAGAGCCAAAAUUCCAGGCAUUCACUGGGAAGAAGUACUCAUUGAAAGGUUGACUGUAUUGUCCAACAAUCGAUGCCUCAUCCUGGUCAUAAAUUGCCUGUCCUUUCUGGAUCAGGUAAAAACAAUAGGACUAUAUGUUGAUCGGAGAUGUUGUAUCAUCAAAUGAUGGUUAGUAGGUUCUCAUCAGGAAAAAGGAGUAUUGUUGCGUGCUUGACAUGAUUGUUAAGCUUCCAAUUGUACUUGCAAUUGUGCCUUUCCCACUGUAUCUUCAUUCUAAGUAGAAACAUUUCUGUGCCA